Molecule: messenger RNA, 1175 nt
Organism: Symsagittifera roscoffensis
Lineage: Eukaryota; Metazoa; Xenacoelomorpha; Acoela; Convolutidae
Product: DNA-directed RNA polymerase III subunit RPC6-like
Exons: 7
Coding region: 44-1036 (330 amino acids)
Biological process (GO): transcription by RNA polymerase III
Cellular component (GO): RNA polymerase III complex
Source: RefSeq, a predicted model, not a curated record
AAUGUUCCUGUUUGAUUGACGAAGUACUGCGUUUAAGUUGGAAAUGGUUUCAAACAAUGAGAAACCAGCAGUGAAGCAGGAGCCGGGACUAUUCUCAGUCGAAAUCGAAGACAGAUUGCUAGCUCUAUGUAAAGAGGCAGCCGAUGACGGAAUCGCACAGGAUGUCAUCUGUGAACGAAUGACAGAGUGUGCACCUGUGCAAGUGCUGUCGACUGUGAACAAACUACUGGCCAAAGGACAUCUGCAACUCCUUCAGAAUGCGGAAGGAGACAUCAUAUACAAGUACAAGGAAAAAGUACCUGUGGCUUCCGGCUCUGGUGGAGUAGGAAAGGGGACAGGGGUUUCAUUAAGCAAGGAGGAGCAGCUGGUGUUGCAGAUCAUAGCUGAGGCAGGCACCUCCUCCAUCUGGAACAGAGAUAUACGCACCAAGUCAAACCUGUCCAUCAUCCAGGUCAACAAAGUCAUCAAGGUGCUGGAAGCGCAGAGUCUCAUCAAGGAGGUCAAAGGAGCUUCCGGACGCAAGAAGAUGUACAUCCUGUAUGACCUUGAACUUGACCUGAACCAGUGCAGAAGUCCAUGGGUGAAUUUAGAGGGCGAGGCCGAGGUGGAGUUCAUUCGAAUAGUGCUGGACCAGUGCGAACGCUGUCUGCAAGAAAGGUCAGAUCAAGCGAAAGAAAAAUAUCCUGACGAUUCAAUAACGCGACACCACGCAUGUUUUGUUUCCAUUGCCGAAAUAGCCAGUCUGAUCAAAGGACUGAACGUUAGCAAAGUGGACCUGAAGCCGCAGGAUAUAGAAGCUCUGAUGGAUCUUCUCGUGUACGAUAGCAAAGCGGAAAAGAACGUGAAAGGGUCUACCGAAUUGGAGCACUCGACCUCGUACAAAUUGAUCCCAUCGUUGCUCCCCCCUUCGGGAUUAGUGUGUACACCCUGUGGAAUUUGUCCGGUGAAAAAAGACUGCUCCCCAAUCGGAGAUAUCACGCCGGUUACUUGUGAAUACUUCAACGACUAUUGGCUGCCAAAUCAAACUGGCUUCUAGCGUGAUCAGUUGUCCUAAACAAAGCCAGAUCCAGCAAAAACAAAUAUUUUGAAACAUUCUGUUGUUCUCUGUUUGGAGAUGGACUUGAGUUUAUUUUAAUUUACGACUGUCUUUACUUUGUAAUUCACAGUGAUGAAUA